Molecule: messenger RNA, 1252 nt
Organism: Lathyrus oleraceus (garden pea)
Lineage: Eukaryota; Viridiplantae; Streptophyta; Magnoliopsida; Fabales; Fabaceae
Product: eukaryotic translation initiation factor 6-2
Exons: 9
Coding region: 215-928 (237 amino acids)
Biological process (GO): cytosolic ribosome assembly
Molecular function (GO): ribosome binding
Source: RefSeq, a predicted model, not a curated record
UUACUGAAAUUGAAAAAAAAAAUGGGUACCGGUUGGCCUACACUUGUAGGGUUUUUGAUGGUUGCGUCCCUCCAUCCACCGCUUCCUCGUAAUCGAUACGUCCAUUUUCUCUUCUUUUAUGUCUCUUCUUUGUUGCUACCUCUCUCUUGCAUUUUCUGUUUAGUAGAUAUUAAACUUGCUUUAUCAGAUCAAAGAUUUCUGUUCUCUCUCUCUUAUGGCAACUAGACUCCGAUUCGAGAAUUCUUGUGAAAUUGGCGUCUUCUCAAAACUUACUAAUGCCUAUUGUUUGGUUGCCAUUGGAGCCUCUGAAAGUUUCUACAGUACAUUUGAAGCUGAGUUAUCGGAUGUUAUCCCUGUGAUCAAGACUUCCAUCGGUGGAACUCGUAUUGUUGGCCGUCUUUGUAUUGGAAACAAGAAUGGGCUUCUAUUGCCUCAUACCACCACAGACCAAGAACUUCAACAUUUGAAAAACAGUCUACCGGAUCAAGUUCGUGUUCAGCGUAUAGAAGAAAAACUAUCUGCCCUGGGAAAUUGUAUAGCAUGUAAUGACCAUGUGGCCCUCACGCACACUGAUCUCGACAGGGAAACUGAGGAGGUCCUUGCAGAUGUUCUUGGAGUAGAAGUUUUUAGGCAGACAGUUGCCGGUAAUGUUCUUGUGGGAAGUUACUGUGCUUUCUCCAACAAAGGUGGUUUGGUGCACCCUCAUACUUCGGUUGAAGACUUGGACGAACUUUCCACACUUCUUCAAGUUCCUUUGGUUGCUGGGACUGUUAAUCGCGGUGGUGAAGUAAUAGGUGCUGGCAUGACAGUAAAUGAUUGGACAGCAUUUUGUGGUUCAGACACCACAGCAACAGAACUCUCAGUCAUUGAGCGUGUUUUCAAGCUGACGGAUGCCAAGCCUAGUGACGACGUGGAGUGGACGAUAUGAGGAAAUCUUUCUUCGGUAGCAAAUAAUUGAGUCUAGCUAAAAAGCUCCUUCCUCGUCAACAGACUCCGGUCGUCUUCUUUGAGCAGUUCAGCAUUUGUUUGAUUUUCAGCCUUACUCGAGGAGAAUCCAAAUUCACCGAUCACGAUUCGUGACUUGAAGUAAAGUGAGAGAUCUUUGCUGCUGGGUGGGCAAUAUCUAAUUCACGCAAGAUAGCAUUUCCAUCAUUUGUGACCACAAUUCUUAUUAAUUACAACGAAGUGGUAUGUAAUAACAUUCCAUUACAUUCUCUAUUUCAUUCAAAUUUUUAAUUUUCAUUCCUUCUAA